Apiotrichum porosum is the source of this 780-nucleotide messenger RNA. RefSeq lists its product as uncharacterized. The coding region runs from base 1 to 780 and encodes 259 amino acids. The transcript is spliced from 3 exons. The record is from RefSeq and is a predicted model, not a curated record. NCBI's taxonomy places the organism in Eukaryota, Fungi, Basidiomycota, Tremellomycetes, Trichosporonales, Trichosporonaceae.
AUGCUGCUCUCUCUGCUGGUCACCCUCCCAGUCGCCCUUGCAGGCGUGAUCGUUCGCGACACUACUACAUCCGAGAACGCGACCACGGCGACAACCACCAAGGAGUCCUCGACCAAGGCGACGUCGACAAAGGUCAAGACCACGUCCACCUCGGCAGUCACCACCAUCUCCAACUCGACCACAACCGUUACCAGCGGAACGGUCACCGCGAGCGGGACAGUGUCCACGUCCAGCAGCGACUCGUCCCUGUCCCGUCUUGCCCCCCUCUUGCAGCUCGCGUACAGCGACACCCUGGCGUUGGGCAACAACAACUUCUCCCUCCCCAACAACAACUCGUACUGGGUGUUUGGCGGCUACAACACUAUCGAGCUGGGCGUCCCCGUCGACCUCACCACUGCCUACGUUGCCAUCUCGGGUCCCGUGGGCGGCGUGCCCAAGUUCCUUGUCGGUGGAACAUUCUUCCAGGCGGCAACGACCAACGAGUUCAGCUUUGGCGGCUCGCCUACUGGAGUCGGUACCGGACCCAACUUCCAGGCCUGGCUGGCCAACACGACCUGCCUGAUCAAGACCAACAACCCCGUCCAAGAGUGCAUCUGGGCUGCUUCCGAACUGUUCGCGUUCAAGGCCAAGGGAACCCCUGCCUACAGCGCAGCAAACGCAUCGACCAACGCCACUGCGACACCGAGCGCAAACGUCGCCAGCUCCGCGACAGGCCAGAGCUCGUCCGGCGUCGUCCUGGCUCUGCUGUUCGGGCUGGUCGCGAUCGCCAUGGCGGCGUGA